AUGGCUGUGCUUGCUGGAAGAUUUUUGUUUAUCUUACCAGAGACCCUACAUUUAAAAAAAAGCCUGGCUAUGGGGAAGUACUCCCGCGUUGACGGGAGGAAGUCAUCGAGCUACUGGUCUACAGUUGCUGUGGUUAUUUUUGUUGCGCUCUGUUUAGCCGGAGUUUGGAUGUUAAUGUCAUCAACUGUUCCUCCUGAUGACAAUUCAAAGCCAUCCACUGACAAUAUUGCAAAUGAAGUGAAACAAUCGGGCAGUGAAAAUAACUCUAAGCAAUUUGAAGACAGUUCAGGCGAUUUACCUGAAGAUGCGACAAAAGAAGAUAGUGAAAACCAAUCUGGUCAGGAUGAUCAAAAUGAGAAGCUCACUGAGAGAGGGUCUACAGCUGAGGAUAACAAGGAAGAGAAAGCUGAGACUGAAAACCAGGAUGAGAAGACUGAUUCUCAGGAAGAGCAAAAGAAAGAGGCUGAAAAUGACGGUGAUGGAGAAGCUACCGGCGGUGAAACGAAUAAAAGUGAGCAAACAGAAUCAGAGGAGUCCUCUGGUGAAAACAAAUCUGAGUCUGAUGACGGGGCCAGUAAUUCAGAUGCAGGAGAGAGUACAAAUUCAAAUAGUCAGGAAGACAAGGAUGCUAAUCAGGGGGAGCAAAGUUCUACCGAGAAUAAUCAGGCUUCGGUUGAGAUUUUCCCUGCUGGUUCCCAGUUGGAACUUUUAAAUGAAACUGAUUCUCAAAACGGUGCUUGGUCAACUCAGGUUGUGGAGUCUCAGAAUGAGAAGGAUUCACAACAAUCUUCUAUCUCUAAGGACCAACAUUCUCAUGGCUGGAAAACCUGUAAUGUUACGGCUGGUCCAGAUUACAUUCCUUGCCUGGACAAUUGGCAAGCUAUCAGAAAGCUCACAAGCACAAAGCAUUAUGAACACAGAGAGAGACAUUGCCCUGAAGAAGCUCCAACUUGUCUGGUCUCUUUACCUGAAGGAUACAGACGUUCAAUUAAGUGGCCCAAAAGCAGGGAUAAGAUUUGGUACUAUAAUGUUCCUCACACCAAGCUCGCAGAGGUGAAGGGGCACCAGAACUGGGUUAAACUUACUGGUGAAUAUCUUACUUUCCCCGGUGGUGGAACACAAUUUAAGCAUGGUGCUCUUCAUUACAUUGACUUCAUUGAGAAUUCUCUUCCUGAUAUUGCUUGGGGAAAGAGAAGUCGUGUGAUAUUGGACGUAGGUUGUGGUGUGGCUAGCUUUGGAGGUUAUCUUUUUGAAAAAGAUGUUCUUGCAAUGUCAUUAGCACCCAAGGAUGAGCAUGAGGCCCAAGUGCAAUUUGCACUUGAGCGGGGCAUUCCUGCCAUUUUGGCUGUUAUGGGCACCAAGAGACUACCCUUUCCCGGUUCUGUUUUUGACAUCGUCCACUGUGCACGUUGUAGGGUCCCUUGGCAUAUUGAAGGUGGUAAACUUCUUUUAGAGCUCAAUCGUCUGUUGCGACCUGGUGGUUACUUUGUCUGGUCAGCCACUCCAGUUUAUCAAACGCUUCCAGAAGAUGUUGGUAUUUGGGAAGCUAUGACUGAGCUUACGAAGUCAAUGUGCUGGGAUCUCAUAGUGAUUAAAAAGGAUACACUAAAUGGUAUUGGUGCAGCAAUAUUUAGAAAGCCAAUUUCAAAUGAGUGCUAUAACAAGAGAUCCAAAAAUGAUCCCCCACUGUGCAAAGAAUCCGAUGACCGAAAUGCAGCCUGGAAUGUACCACUCGAGGCAUGCAUGCAUAAAGUGCCUGAAGAUGCAUCGGAACGUGGGGCUCAAUGGCCUGAGCAAUGGCCACAAAGAUCGGAGACACCACCUUACUGGCUGAAGUCUCAGGUUGGAGUUUAUGGUAAAGAGGCGCCAGAGGAUUUUACUGCAGACUACAACCACUGGAAACAUGUCGUUUCUCAGUCAUAUUUGAAUGGCAUGGGCAUUGACUGGUCUACAGUGAGAAAUGUUAUGGACAUGAGAGCGGUAUAUGGAGGAUUCGCGGCAGCGCUAAAAGACAUGAAAGUUUGGGUUAUGAACAUUGUCCCAAUCGACUCUCCAGACACACUUCCAAUUAUCUACGAGCGUGGUUUAUUCGGAAUGUAUCAUGAUUGGUGUGAAUCAUUCAACACUUAUCCUAGAACAUACGAUCUUCUCCAUGCUGAUCAUCUAUUCUCUAGUCUCAAAAACAGCAGGUGCAAAAACUUAGCAGCAGUGGUGGCAGAAGUCGAUAGAAUCUUGAGGCCAGAAGGAAAGCUGAUUGUGCGUGACACUGUUGAUAUCAUAGGUGAGAUUGAGAGCAUGGCCAAGUCUCUGAAAUGGGAGAUCCGAAUGAUUUACUCGAAAGACAAUGAAGGAAUGCUUUGCGUUCGCAAGACAAUGUGGCGUCCUACCGAAACAGAAACGAUAAAAUCAGCCAUUAUGUAGAAAUAAUGCUCCAUUUAGUCUUUUUAGCUAAAGGUUAGCAUACUGCUUCCUAUAAUAGCUUUUUUCCUUUCGAAAGACCUUAAAUAGCUUUAUAUCAUUAAUAUAUAUACCUUUUAGGCAUUCAAUUUGAGGCUUGGUAUGAAUAGCUGGUGUCUCUCUAAAAGAAAUUGUUUUCUUUACUGCUGUAUGUUCCAGACUGCUAAUGUCAAUUGAGAUAUAGUUAAUUCA
This is a messenger RNA of Mercurialis annua (annual mercury), 2649 nucleotides long. Its product is annotated as probable methyltransferase PMT24. Lineage: Eukaryota; Viridiplantae; Streptophyta; Magnoliopsida; Malpighiales; Euphorbiaceae. The record is from RefSeq and is a predicted model, not a curated record. Gene Ontology annotation, cellular component: endosome; cytoplasm; trans-Golgi network. Gene Ontology annotation, molecular function: methyltransferase activity. The transcript has 9 exons. Bases 1 to 2421 code for a protein of 806 amino acids.